AUGGGCAUGGCCAAUGGCACCUCUGGGACCGGCUUUGUCUUCCUGGGCUUCUCCAGCUUUGGGGAACUGCAGGCCCUGCUCUUUGUGCUGUUCCUCACCCUGUACCUUGUCACCUUGGCCAGCAACAUAUUCAUUAUUGUGGUCAUUAGGCUUGACAGCCACUUGCACACCCCCAUGUACCUCUUCCUGUCCUUCCUUUCCUUCUCGGAGACCUGCUACACCCUGGGCAUCGUCCCGAGGAUGCUGUUGGGGCUGGUGUCGGGAAGCCAGGCUAUCUCCUUCACUGGCUGCGUGGCCCAGAUGUUCUUCUCCGCCAGCUGGGCCUGCGCCGACUGCUUCCUGCUGGCCGCCAUGGGCUUUGACAGGUACGUGGCCAUCUGCGCACCCCUGCACUACUCCAGCCGCAUGGGUCCGGGCCUCUGUGCCCAGCUGGUGGGCAGCUCCUUCUUGGCCGGGAUCUUGUUCGGACUGAGCUUGACUCUGGUCAUCUUCCGCCUGCCCUUCUGCGGCUCCCACGCCAUCCAGCACUUCUUUUGCGACACGCCGCCGGUGCUGAGCCUGGCGUGUGGGGACACGGGCCCCAGUGAGCUGGCCGUGCUGCUGCUCAGCCUGCUGGUGCUGCUGGCCUCCUUCCUGCUUAUCGCCAUCUCCUACGCCUGCAUCCUGGCGGCCGUGCUGCGCAUGCCCUCGGUCGAGGGCAGGAAGAAGGCCUUCUCCACCUGCGCCUCGCACCUGACUGUGGUCAUUGUCCACUAUGGCUGCGCCUCCUUCAUGUACUUGAGGCCUCGAGCCAGCUACUCGCUGGAGCGAGACCAGCUCAUUGCGGUCACCUACACCGUGGUGACACCUCUCCUCAACCCCAUAGUGUACAGCCUGCGGAACCGGGCCGUUCAGGGGGCCCUGAGAACUGCUCUGCGAGGGGGGUUUCUGGGAAAAGGAUGA
Molecule: messenger RNA, 942 nt
Organism: Erinaceus europaeus (western European hedgehog)
Lineage: Eukaryota; Metazoa; Chordata; Mammalia; Eulipotyphla; Erinaceidae
Product: olfactory receptor 10Z1
Exons: 1
Coding region: 1-942 (313 amino acids)
Biological process (GO): G protein-coupled receptor signaling pathway
Cellular component (GO): membrane
Molecular function (GO): G protein-coupled receptor activity; olfactory receptor activity
Source: RefSeq, a predicted model, not a curated record